UAGAUGUCAAUGGUUUUUGCGAUAAAGUUGGUUAGGGCCUGCAAAAGACUGUUUGGUGCAAUCUUAGCUAUCCCACUUGAUUGAAAGAUCAGAGUUUGGAAUGUAGGCGUAUGGGGGGGUAUGAUGCUAUAAUAAUUGUCUGAAAUCAUGCACCAGAUCCUCCCAUGGUGAUGAUUUCUCAUUAACUAUGUCCGUUGUUAGGGUAUAUAAACACAACAUGGUGUUCAAGUGUUGUAGCCGCAAUGAAAUGGCACCAGUACCGUAUCUAUAACUUUCGAACUGUUAUCAUAUAUUGGAAGAAUUCGAUUAUUCCUGAAAAAACAACACUAGUCGACAUUCUUUUUGGCCUUUCGGAUGACCAAGAACAGAUCACGAUAAAUCCAGCAUGAACGAUAAAACUAGUGAUCAGACUGAAAGAAAGGGAAAAGAAAAGUAAAAAAGACAAGACAAUACAAAACGGUGCCGUGUUGGACAUGUAUCGGUUUGGGAUAUAAUUAAGAUUUCGGGUCAACGGCUACGGCGCGGCUGCUUGGCGUGGGAUACGACUCAAGAAUCAACAUGCAACCGUGGAUGUCGAUCCGAACCACAACCCACGGUCCAGACUCCAGACCCGACGUGAAAUAUCGCUUCUUUUAUAUUCUUUUCAUUUCUUUGGUUCCGUCUCUCAACUUCAACUUGAAGCAGAAGACAAAACCGCGAACAUGGAGAAUGGUGAAAUUCCCGAAAACGCUAACGAGCAUUGCCCUGGUCCCCAAGCAGAUUCUGCUGGAAAAUCUGACGCUUGCCAAGGAUGCCCUAAUCAAGAAGUUUGUGCUACUGCUCCUAAAGGCCCUGACCCAGACUUGGUUGCAAUCACUGAAAGAAUGGCUACUGUUAAGCAUAAAAUACUGGUUUUAUCGGGGAAAGGUGGAGUUGGCAAGAGCACAUUCUCUGCCCAACUGUCAUUUGCUCUGGCAGCUAUGGACUUCCAAGUGGGUCUCCUUGACAUUGACAUUUGUGGCCCGAGCGUCCCAAAGAUGCUUGGCCUAGAAGGUCAAGAUGUCCACCAGAGCAACCUUGGCUGGUCACCUGUUUACGUUGAGUCCAACCUUGGGGUCAUGUCCAUUGGAUUCAUGCUUCCUAACCCCGAGGAAGCUGUCAUAUGGAGGGGUCCACGCAAAAAUGGGCUCAUAAAGCAAUUCCUAAAGGAUGUAUACUGGGGAGAACUGGAUUUUUUGAUUGUUGAUGCUCCUCCUGGGACCUCAGAUGAGCACAUCUCAAUUGUCCAAUUGCUCGAGGCUACUGGAAUAGAUGGUGCAAUUAUAGUCACUACUCCACAAGAAGUCUCCUUGAUUGAUGUGCGGAAAGAAGUGAGUUUCUGCAAGAAAGUUGGAGUCCAGGUUCUUGGGGUUGUUGAGAACAUGAGUGGCUUGUGCCAGCCAGUGAUGGAUUUCAAGUUUACAAAGAUGACAGAGACAGGUGAACAGAGAGAUGUUACAGAGUGGGUCAAGGAGUACGUGAGAGAAAAGGCACCAGAGAUUCAAGAUUUGUUUGCUUGUACUGAAGUCUUUGAUAGUAGUGGUGGUGGUGCAGAAAGAAUGUCGAGGGAAAUGGGUGUACCUUUUCUUGGGAAAGUACCGUUGGAUCCACAGCUUUGCAAGGCAGCUGAGGAAGGUAGAUCCUGCUUCAUUGAUAAAAAAUGUGGGGCAAGCGCUCCUGCACUGAAGAUGAUCAUAGAAAAAUUGAUUGAAAAUCAGGGGUUCUCAAGAAUGUUGGUUGCUGAUAGUGCGUAGGUGGUUGGCAUCAGCUUGCGGUCCUCGUGGAUUAAAAUUUUGUUUCCCUUCUGUUCCCCUUUCUAUCUAUAGUAGCUUGAAUCUCAUUUGUAUUUUUUAGCUUGAUAUGUGUGAACUGAUUUGUUUAUAACAUGACAAUUUUUUUUAAUGUAAUGAAAACCUGUGGUA
This is a messenger RNA of Carya illinoinensis, 1940 nucleotides long. RefSeq names its product cytosolic Fe-S cluster assembly factor NBP35-like. Gene Ontology annotation, cellular component: cytosol. The record is from RefSeq and is a predicted model, not a curated record. Lineage: Eukaryota; Viridiplantae; Streptophyta; Magnoliopsida; Fagales; Juglandaceae. Gene Ontology annotation, biological process: iron-sulfur cluster assembly. Gene Ontology annotation, molecular function: 4 iron, 4 sulfur cluster binding; ATP-dependent FeS chaperone activity; ATP binding. The coding region runs from base 702 to 1772 and encodes 356 amino acids. The transcript is spliced from 3 exons.